AUGGCUCCAAGCACUCUCCGGCGCGCCAUUGGCGCCGUCAAAGACCAAACCAGCAUCAGCAUCGCCAAAGUCAGCAACAGCACCACCAUCUCCGACCUCGACGUCGCCAUCGUCAAAGCCACCCGUCACGACGAAUACCCCGCCGAAGAACGCCACAUCCGUGAAAUCCUCAGCCUCACCUGCUACUCCCGCGCCUACGUCCACUCCUGCGUUUCCACCCUCUCCCGCCGUCUCAGCAAGACUCGCAGCUGGACCGUCGCCCUCAAAUCCCUCAUCCUCAUUCACCGUCUACUCUCCGACGGUGAUCCUGCUUAUGAGCAAGAGAUCUUCUUCGCCACUCGCCGCGGCACUCGCAUGCUCAACAUGUCUGACUUCCGUGACACCUCUCGCUCCGCCGCCGCCUGGGACUUCUCGGCUUUUGUUCGGACUUAUGCCCGUUACUUGGAUGAGAGGCUUGAGUUCCGUAUGCAUGGCCGUCGCCAAAGACGAAGCAGCCGUGCUAGUUUGAAUCUUAAUGAUGAUGAUGAUAAUGACACUGCCGCCGCUGCUGCUGCUGCCACCACCACCACUUCCCGGGUUACCCCCGUUCGAGAGAUGAAAACAUCUCAAAUAUUCAUCAAAAUCCAACACCUUCAGCAACUCCUCGAACGCUUUCUCGCUUGCCGUCCUACAGGUGCGGCGAGAUUUAACAGGGUGGUGUGUGUAGCAUUGCAGCCAUUGCUGAAAGAGAGCCAGCAAAUUUAUUAUGAUUUGAAUGAGAUCAUGAGUAUCUUCAUUGACAGAUUCAUGGAGAUGGAAAUCCCUGAGUGUGUCCGUGUACAUAGCAUCUUCACUCGGUUGUCGAAACAACUCGAAGAGCUUGAUGCCUUUUAUAACUCAUGCAAGUCCUCCGGCAUCUCCCGCCCCUCUGAUUUUCCUCAAAUCGAAAGAAUCACCUCCAAGAAACUUGAAGUCAUGGAUGAGUUCAUAAAAGAGAGAUCAAACCCUGUUAAACUCAACCCCGAACCCGAACAAUCACCGGAGGAGGAGGAGGAGGAAGAGAAGGAGGAAGAAGGGGACCAAAAUCACUACUCCAACUCAAUCAAAGCUCUCCCUCCUCCAACCUCCAACGAAGCUGUUAUCAAGAAUGAAGAAUUUGAGGAUACAGAAGAAAAGAAAAACAAAAAUGAAAUAAAAUUAGCUCAAGAAGAAGAAGGUGAUUUAUUGAAUUUAUCAGACGAGCUGAGUACCGCCAACAAACAACAUGAUCAUGACAUGCUAGCACUAGCAUUGUUCGAUGAUGGCACAACGACAACCACAACUGAUGCACCGGCAUGGGAAGCUUUCAAAGACGAGCCGGCGGACUGGGAGACGGCGUUGGUGCAAUCAGCAAGUGUUUUAUCAGGCCAAAGGUCUGAGCUUGGCGGUGGUUUUGAUACAUUGGUGUUGAAUGGAAUGUAUGUGCAUGCUGAUCAGCAAGUUAAGUAUGUGAGUUCAGGAGCAGGACAAGGAAGUGCAAGUAGUGUUGCAUUGCCAUUAAUGUCAUCUAAUUUGCUUGCAUUGCCGGCUCCGGCGGGAGGAGGAGGGGCCGGAGAGGUGGUGGAUCCGUUUGCGGCGUCGUUGGAGGUUCCGGCGCCGGCGUACGUGCAGAUGUCGGAGAUGGAGAAGAAGCAAAGGCUGUUGAUGGAGGAACAGAGGAUGUGGCAACAGUAUGCAAAUGAUGGCAUGCAAGGCCAUCUUGGGAUGGUGAAAUUACAGCAGUACCCCUCAGUUUCAGUAUAUGGGUGGUAG
Dioscorea cayenensis subsp. rotundata (Guinea yam) is the source of this 1770-nucleotide messenger RNA. Its product is annotated as putative clathrin assembly protein At1g03050. The record is from RefSeq and is a predicted model, not a curated record. Gene Ontology annotation, cellular component: clathrin-coated vesicle; clathrin-coated pit. Gene Ontology annotation, molecular function: clathrin heavy chain binding; 1-phosphatidylinositol binding; phosphatidylinositol-4,5-bisphosphate binding. Gene Ontology annotation, biological process: clathrin-dependent endocytosis; vesicle budding from membrane; clathrin coat assembly. NCBI's taxonomy places the organism in Eukaryota, Viridiplantae, Streptophyta, Magnoliopsida, Dioscoreales, Dioscoreaceae.